AUGCGACCUGCGUUUCCGCCGCCGGUGCACCCGCCGACGGGCCUCUUCACGCCGACGUUGCGUCCGCCGGCGCCCGAGGAGCCUGCGACGAAGCGGCCGUACGUCAUGGAGGACCGCCAUCUGAGCAAGAUGCUCUGGGGCGCUACGGACGACGAGGACGACGAGGCCGCGGUCGCGAUCCAGCCCUGGCGCAUGGGCACGCCCCGCCUCAAGACGAUGGACGUCGCGCUCGUCCUCUGCCUCAACAUUGGCACCGACCCGCCCGACAUCGCCAAGCCGACGCCCUGCGCGCGCAAGGAGUGCUGGGUCGAGCCCUUCUCGAUGCCGGCGCUCAAGGCGCUCGAGACCAUCGGCAAGACGCUGCAGUCGCAGUAUGAGCGCUGGCAGCCACGCGCGCGGUACCGGCAGUCGCUGGACCCGACCGUCGACGAGAUCAAGCAGCUCUGCGUCUCGCUGCGGCGCCACGCCAAGCACGACCGCGUCCUCUUCCACUACAACGGCCACGGCGUGCCCCGCCCGACGCCCAACGGCGAGAUCUGGGUCUUCAACAAGAGCUACACGCAGUACAUCCCGCUGCUCGUGUACGAGCUGCAGGCGUGGGUCGGCACGCCCUCCGUCUACGUCUUCGACUGCUCGGCCGCCGGCACUUUGCUCCAGCACUUUAGCACGGCCACGGACGCCUUCGUGCUCGCGGCCUGCGGCCCGGACGAGAUCCUCCCGAUGCACCCGGACAUGUGCGCCGACGUCUUUACGAGCUGCCUCACGACGCCGAUCACGGUCGCCCUCCGCUGGUUCCUCUCCCAGAACGAGCGCAGCAUGGGGCAUUUGGAGCCAAGCGUGAUCGACCGCAUUCCAGGCAAGCUCACGGACCGCAAGACGCCGCUGGGCGAACUCAACUGGAUCUUCACGGCCAUCACCGACACGAUCGCGUGGAACCUCCUCCCCGCGCCCCUCUUCCAAACCCUCUUCCGCCAGGACCUGCUUGUCGCGUCGCUCUUCCGCAACUUUCUGCUGGCCGAGCGCAUCAUGACGACGCUCGGCUGCACACCGUGCUCGCUGCCCGCGCUGCCCUCGACGGCCCACCACCCGCUCUGGCGCAGCUGGGACCUGGCGGCCGAGACGUGCCUCUCGCAGCUCCAGGCCGUGCUUGCGCGCAUCGGCUGUCUUUGCGCUCGGGAAGCUACGGAACGCGCGCUUUCCACAUGCGCCAAGCGCAUCAUGAUGGUGUGGAUCCUAGGCCACCACCCGUCGCUGGAUCUGCCCAUCGCAAGCGACUGCCUCGUGCCGGCGCUCUCGGACGCGUCGCCCCUCGUGCGCAAGGAAACCAUCUUGGCGCUCGCACACCUCGUGCUGCACCCGCACUACCAGCCGCCCUUUGAGCACCUCGCGCAGCACACGCGCAAGUCGACGGGCUCGGAGGCCGUGCCCGACGCCAUCGCCGGGUUGGGACCACACGCGCCGCACUACGCCAAGGUGUGGCACGCGCUCAAGGAGAUGCAGCAGCACGAUCCGUUCACGCCGCUGCGGCCGCUCGUCAAGAUGAUCGUGUCGCGCGUCAACACGGGCGCCCUCGGGCACACGCUCUCUCCGUCGCACGGCCGACUGCAUCGCGACAACUCGCUCCCGAGCUUGCUCACCACUAGCGGCCGCGUCGUCGCCGGUCGCCCGCCCAAGCCCAGCGUCCUUGCAUCCCAGCACGGAUCGCUCAACAACUUUGGCGGCCUCGAGGCGCCCGUGACCGAGGUCCACCGGCUGCCGGACGCACUCGUGAGCUCUCUGUACCGCUGGGCAUGCGCCAAGUUUAACCGCCCGCUCCUCGAGUCGGUCGACAGCCACGAAGAUGACGAGCUCGACCCGCUGAGCACCCAAGGCGCGGUGCGGCUGGAGCGUCAGCGCCGGAACGCCCGCUGGAAGCUCCUCGCGUCGCAGCUCCGCGUCGAAAAGGAAGAGCAGCUGGCAGGGUACUCGCUCAAUUUGCGCCAGAGCGCGCUCCUCAACACGGACUCGGACAUGACGUCGCUCCUCGUGUUCCACCCGUACGCGAGCUUGCUCGUCGUCGCCGACGCGACCGACCAGCUGAGUGUCUGGAACGUGGACACGAGCGAGCGCUGCCACUCGUUUGCGAAUUUAAACCCGCGCGGGUCUCGCCUCACGGCCGUCGGGUGGAUCAACGAGGACGACCGCGCGCUGCUCUACUGCGCGUCCGACGACGGCGUCGUCAAGCUCUACCACGACGUCGAGACCAAGCCGCAGCUCGCGCUCGCCUUUACGGCCGUGCCGGACCUUCAGCAGGCGGGCUUGCUCUUUGCCGCCGGCAACUCGAGCGUCGUGCGGGGCUGGGACCUCCAGCAAGAGCGCUGCGUCUACCAAGCGCCAACGCAGACGGACUCGUGCGUGACGACCAUGGCGACCGACGAAGCCAUUGGGGGACUUGUCGUCGCGGGCUGCGGCGACGGCACGCUGCGUCUCUACGACCCGCGGGCCAAGUCGGAUGUCAAGGCCAUUUUGCGCGAACAUACGUCGUGGAUCGUGGGCACCCAUUUGUACCCGACCAAGUACGAGCUGCUCUCGGGCAGCGUCACGGGCGAGCUCAAGUUUUGGGAUCUGCGCCACCAAAAGGUGAGCGUCAAGACGCUCGAGGCGCACCGGUCGCCGAUGACGGCGCUCAGCGUUCACAACUACGCGCCGCUCUUUGCGAGUGGGUCGCACAAUCAAUUUAUCAAGGUGUUUCGCCACGACGGCGAGCAAAUGGCGCUCAUCCGGUACCACGAAGGCUUUCUCGGCGAGCGCAUCGGCCCGGUCUCGUGCCUCGCGUUCCACCCGCACCGCCUCCUCCUCGCCGCCGGCGCCACCGACUCGCUCGUCGCUCUCUACUCGGCCGACAAGUCGUAA
Molecule: messenger RNA, 2892 nt
Organism: Saprolegnia parasitica CBS 223.65
Lineage: Eukaryota; Oomycota; Saprolegniomycetes; Saprolegniales; Saprolegniaceae
Exons: 19
Coding region: 1-2892 (963 amino acids)
Biological process (GO): TOR signaling; cellular response to amino acid stimulus; cellular response to starvation
Cellular component (GO): cytoplasm; TORC1 complex
Molecular function (GO): protein-macromolecule adaptor activity; protein binding
Source: RefSeq, a predicted model, not a curated record